This is a messenger RNA of Jatropha curcas, 1534 nucleotides long. It is a transcript of the gene RKD5, whose product is annotated as RWP-RK domain-containing protein. Lineage: Eukaryota; Viridiplantae; Streptophyta; Magnoliopsida; Malpighiales; Euphorbiaceae. The record is from RefSeq and is a predicted model, not a curated record. Gene Ontology annotation, molecular function: DNA-binding transcription factor activity.
GACCUGCAGGUUAAAUUUAAAGUCUUAAACCAACUGAAAAAGAUCAUGCAAACUUGUUAUAGUUUUGCAGUGUCUAAAUCCAUUUCUUGUUUGGUUCAAUGAACUCUAUCUACGCACUGCAUUCCUGCUAACUGCUUCCCUUUCUCUAAUCUAAUCAUGAUUUCAUCUUCCUCAUGGAAGACUCUUGUCAAGACAUUUCCUUAACAGCUCUCUUAGUCUUUCAGAACACCAUCAACACAGAGUUGAUUAGGUGUUUGCAUGUGUACCGAUUGGAGGAUGGGAAGGAGAAGGAAGUUCAGAGAGAGUUCCUAUUCUCUGUUGAUAACCCAUAUAUUGAAAUAGCAGCAAACCCACUUCUCAUGUUGGGGAGAUUCAAAGUUAUGGAGCUUUUUGAAGGGCAAGUGAUUGGUUUGUGGCAGUGUAUGUUUGCAUUUCAUGCAGACCAUCCUCCUCAUUUGAGUCACAUUCCUUCUUUACUCUCAAUUUCUAGAAAUCCCAAGCUGAAAUCAAUCCCAACACUGGCCAAUGAUCUCCAAUUAAUUUUUAAGCUGAGCAGCAGAACAGCAGACGGAGAGUCAUUGCAAUUUUUAUCAAAGGGAAAAUGCGAAAGGGCAAGAGGUGAUUGCUGCCAAUCUAAGAAAAGUCUGCCUGUAUUGGAUCAGGAUCUCAACUGUCUUCCUUAUUCAAUUGCUACCCCUGAACUAUCAAAUGAUCAACAAACUGAACCAAGUGCACCAGAGGAAAGUUGCAGUUCUGUGGCAAAGAAGAAAAAGAGAGCAGCUACUGAAGACAUAGCUAGAAUUGCUUUAGAAGAUCUUGUCAAAUACUUUGGUCUUCCUAUUGCAGAAGCUUCAAGAAACCUGAAAGUUGGACUCACAGUGCUCAAGAAGAAGUGUAGGGAAUUUGGCAUCCCCCGAUGGCCGCAUAGGAAGAUCAAAUCCCUUGACAGUCUUAUCCAUAAUCUCCAGGAAGAGGCAGAACGGCAAAAGCAAGAGAAUGAGAAUGCUGCAAUGGCUGUGGCGAAGAGGCAAAAGAUGUUGGAGAAGGAAAAAGAAACUAUAGAGAGGAAACCCUUCAUUGAAAUACAAAGUGAGACCAAGAGAUUCAGGCAAGAUGUUUUCAAGAGAAGGCACCGAGCAAGAGCUCUUAGAAACCAAGGCAGCCCAUAAGUCACUCCCUGUGUCUCAGAGGGAUUGGGAUUACAUGAACAGAAUUAUAUAUUCAAAAAGUUCAAACUUUUCAAUACCAUAUGUACAGUUUUGCUUCUAAGGCUAACAGUUGCCUUUGAAAUCCCAUUUUAUGGAUUUCUGUUGCCAGACCAUCUGAGUCAGGCUUUUCUAGCUCACAGUUUUGUGGGUCAUCUCUGCUUGUUGAAUGAGACCCUGGACUGAAACUGGUCAAGUAUAUUCUCAAAGUUGGCCCAAACAGUUUGCAUAUGGAUUGUUAGAAAUGGUUGAAUUUUGCUACAUUUUAUAGAGAAUAUUAUAAGAUACUAUUAUAAUAAGUAUAUUCUAAGACUAACCUUUUCUUUUUC